AUGCUUUCAUAUCAUCUUGAUAAUGAAUUUCUUGGAACGGAAAAUGUAAAUGUAGAUUAUAUGAAUAAAAGAUAUAUUUUCAGGUAUCCAUGUACAUCAAAUAGUAAAUGCACAGAUUAUGUUGUUAGUUUAUCGGCUGGUGUGUACAAGUUUGAAUUGUAUGGAGCAUCUGGAGGUUCAAAAGAAGGAAGAAUUUCUACAUUCAUUGAUUCUAGUGGAAAUUGCAUGAGUCAAAGUAUUGUUUCUACAUUCGGAGGAAACACAAAAUGUAAACAGUUGAACAGCCGAGGAGGAUCAGGGGGAUAUAUCUCUGGAAUAAUAAAAAUUUUUAAACAAACAACCGCUUUUUUCACAAUUGGUGGGCAUGGAAUCUAUAAGUAUAAUAAUCAGGUAGCUAAUACAGAAGAUUGCUAUUUCACACAAAAUAUGAUCCCAGGAGGAUAUGGUGGGGGAGGUUAUGCAGCUAAUUGGUAUCUAAGCGUGGAAAAUAAUGGGGCAGGGAGCGGAGGCGGCCAAACAUGUGUCAAAUUUGAUAAAAACGAUCUCUGGCACCGUGUGAUUGUGGGCGGUGGUGGAGGAGGUUCGGACAACUCUGCAAGUGAUUUUAAUAUAUUUCUUCAACAAGAUGAUGGCUCAGGUGGUUCAGGAGGUGGAAAAAUAUCACAAGGUUAUUGGGUUAAUGGAGCUUAUAAUGGUGAAAGAUUGGCAAAUUCAACAUUUGGCUUCAGUUUUGGAUAUGGAGAAUCUCCUCGACAAUAUUCAUCAUUACAUAAUCAAGGAGUGAAAUCUUCUGAAGGUGCAAGCGACCGUCCAGGUGCAGGAGCUGGUUGGUUUGGAGGAUUCGCAGGAUUGAAUGGGAAUGGAGGUUCGGGUGGAGGUAGUUCAUGGGCAUUGACGAAAGCUUUGGAUUAUCCUAAAGGAAAUAUCAUAGUUUAUGAUAGUUUCCAUAAUUAUAUUGGGAGUCAAAAAUACGGAUUUGAUUCCACAAGUCCAUAUUUUUUCGAUAAUGUUCGGAGUUACUCUGGCAUUUGGGAAGGUAAUGGAAAGAUCAUCGUCACAAUCUUGAACCCAUUGAAAUGUAGCAAAAUGUAUUAUUCAAGAAAUCAUUAUUUACUUAUGUUAGGUCUUGCAUAA
Molecule: messenger RNA, 1134 nt
Organism: Trichomonas vaginalis G3
Lineage: Eukaryota; Parabasalia; Trichomonadida; Trichomonadidae
Product: glycine-rich protein family
Exons: 1
Coding region: 1-1134 (377 amino acids)
Source: RefSeq, a predicted model, not a curated record